This is a messenger RNA of Athene cunicularia (burrowing owl), 3031 nucleotides long. Its product is annotated as heparan sulfate glucosamine 3-O-sulfotransferase 4-like. Gene Ontology annotation, molecular function: [heparan sulfate]-glucosamine 3-sulfotransferase activity. The coding region runs from base 1 to 750 and encodes 249 amino acids. The transcript has 2 exons. The record is from RefSeq and is a predicted model, not a curated record. Lineage: Eukaryota; Metazoa; Chordata; Aves; Strigiformes; Strigidae.
AUGGGGAGCACAGACAGAUGGUCUGGCACAGAAGCACGCCGGGAGCCUGCUAAAGCACACUUUCUGAAAGGCGUCCUGAUUGCCUGGUGGCAGAGUCCUUUCCCGACGAGAAGGAACGUGAUGCCCAAGACGCUGGAGGGCCAGAUCACCAUGGAGAAGACCCCCAGCUACUUCGUGACCAACGAGGCCCCCAGGCGCAUUCACUCCAUGGCCAAGGACACGAAGCUGAUCGUGGUGGUGAGGAACCCGGUCACCCGGGCCAUCUCGGACUACACGCAGACGCUCUCCAAGAAGCCGGAGAUCCCCACCUUCGAGGUGCUGGCCUUCAAGAACCGGACCCUGGGGCUGAUCGACGCCUCCUGGAGCGCCAUCCGCAUCGGGAUAUACGCCCUGCACUUGGAGAACUGGCUCCAGUACUUCCCCCUCUCCCAGAUCCUUUUUGUCAGUGGUGAGAGGCUCAUCACUGAUCCAGCCGGGGAGAUGGCCAAGGUCCAGGACUUCUUAGGCCUCAAGAGGAUUGUGACAGAGAAACAUUUUUAUUUUAAUAAAACCAAGGGGUUCCCCUGUCUAAAGAAGCCAGAGGACAGCAGCGCUCCCCGGUGCUUGGGCAAGUCCAAGGGUCGAACUCACCCCAAAAUAGACCCAGAUGUCAUCCACAGACUGCGGAAGUUUUACAAACCCUUCAAUGUCAUGUUUUACCAAAUGACAGGCCAAGAUUUCCAGUGGGAGCAGGAAGAAAGUGAUAAGUAGAACCACAAAAUUGGGAAAAAGUUGUUUUCUUUUGAGAUGCAAAUCUUCAUUAGAGACCCAAACUUGCUCGGGGCUGGAGGCUCAGCCUUGUGAGCGCAAGACUCUUGCGCUGUCAGGGAUGCAGCCAAAGCCGCCCCGCGUUUCCAGCUCUGAAACCUUAGUGGCAUGUCACCUCGCGUUGCACUUGGGCUCUUCCCACCAUGACUCUGAGGGGUCAGGGGCGGGUGGGAGGAGGAGGAGGAGGAGGCAGAGGGCGCGGGGCUCCUCAGGGCGAUGGGAUGCUUUGUGUUGACACUUUGCUGCUGGUGUCCCCCACACAACCCCGCAGGCAGGGCCAGCACCUCCCGCCGCAGCCAGCUGGGCGCAGGGUGGCUCACAAAACCCAGCAGCACUGGGCCAAACCCAUAGGUGUGAUUUCUCCUGCCCUGGCUUUUAGUUCUGCCCAAACAGCAGCAUCAGAUCUGGUAAAUUCGGGACGUGCAUUCAGAUGCACACUGGUAUUUGUGUGUGGAAGGAAUAAAGCCAGUUAUGCUGCAAAGAAACUAUGUACAGAAACUUCAUUUGCACCAGAUGUUUUAAUUACCUGUUGCACUAAAACUAGUAUUUACCAAGUGCCACAAAACACCUGGUCCCGAUUCUCCUCCGACUGGUGGGUGUGUCAUCUCCACUGGAAGAGAGUCGUUCCUGCUUUGCUGGGAUGCUCAGUGAGAUGGGAACCGGGGCCUCCCGCGGGCCCCCCGGCUCCUCCUGGAAGCCGUGCCGCUGAGGCGAGGUGCGGAGCCCCCACGGCAGCUCCCGCCGAGGCCGUGCUGUGCCCUGCGCUUUGGAGGGAACCGAGGGAGUGACUGCAGGGCUGGGGGGGACAGCCCCAGCGGAGGGUCUGGGCAGCGCUGAGCCUUGGGGUCCCUGGCACUGCCCUUCAUUUACACCUUGAGAACAAAAUCUCUGCUGCGUGGGGUGGACAGCCGGGUUUGCAAAAUGGGGAGCAGCCUUCAUCUUUACUUCAGAAUUACAAAAAAGCGAUUAAUUCCCAGUGUGAGCACUGCUCUGCGCAAAAAAUGUGUGCUUUCUAGUGGAAAUGACCACAUCGACCACAGCUGUAAAUCCUGGCAGAAACUGUAGAAUAAACCCACAUCCCACCUGGAACCUCCAGCAGUGUGAUGAGAGCUGCGUGCUGGAAGCAGCGGAGCCGCCCAGCAGCGCUUCGGCACAGCUGCCCUGCUUCCACCUCCAUUACUGAGAGGAAAACAGUAAGCGAGGGAACAAAAGGAAAAAUGCAGAGCUACUGUUGCUAAAAUGCUCCCUCCGCAUGGGUGGUUUCUCAGGGCACUCGGAGCUGCCUGGCCGUGUUCUUUGUUCUAACCAGUGGUCAGGAUGUGUCCCGGUGGAGCGUAGCUGGUGCGAGUGCCCCAUCCCUGUCCGGGGGCAGGUCCCUGCCUGUCGGAAGGCGGCAGAGAUGGAGUGUGAGAUGUCUGUGGGAGGACCAGGACUCAGUUUCGAUUAAGGUGGCAAGAAAUCCCUACUGAUCCAGCUAACCAAAUGAAAUCACUGUUACGUCGGGUAACAAGCUGAACCUGCUUUGGGUUUCAUGGCCUGUCGUGUGGUUCAUUACGCCAUGAAGUGGUGCUGGUGCCUUGGAUUGGAUGAAAAAAGAGCUGAAGCCAUUUAGAAAAUUUACACCGUGGGCCGUGCUGGAGGGGCACUGCAAGGUCUCUGCUAACGUCAUGUCAGUUCCUAUUAGCCUGAUUAGAUUUAAAAACAGCUCUCGACACAACACAGAUUUUCACAGACCCACAAAUCCCCAAAUUAUUACAUGAAAACUGGAAGUAUGUAAUAGGAAUAAUUUUACAGCGUUUCACACGUUAUUAAAAUCUCAGAUCAGCUCCUAAGUGAAAACUGUUGUUACACAGUUUGGUGCAAGCUGCUUGAUGGAUUCGGUUGGAGGACGAGGGGCUCAUUGAGGCCCAGUGUCUGGGCUCCUCAGUGGAGGGGUACCCCGAAAUUUUUGCCCAUUCCCGGUGUGCUGCGGCCCUGACGGAGCUGCAGAAGCAGGACGGUGGCCCUGGGCGCCUGCGGAGGGUCUUGGUGCCAGGGGGACGCCAGCCCUGCUCGCGGCCCGGCCAGGAGCCGCCGGGCUGGCUGUGGCUGCCAGUGUGACCCUGGCCAUCGCCUCCAUCGCCAGAGCUUGGAUUCUCUCCGUCUUCACCCACAGCUUAACCAGGAGCAGCUGAGCGUGAACGAGCGCCUGAGACCCCCGUCCCCUCCCAGAGGGUCUCCCUGC